CCGAUGCAAGCCUGAUGCGUGUCGAUCUAAUCUAAAGCCAGUCCACCGCCAGCUGUUUGUUGGGGCGUACGACAGUGCCCGCUACAAUGAAGCCCGGGGAGCUUUGUUCUUUCGGGAUUCUAUUCGUCUUUUUAGCCUUUGUGCACUACUGUGAGGCGCAGUACGAGGAUGUGCGCUGCAAGUGCAUCUGCCCAAGCACCGCAGUGGUCAAGGGCUCCCAGACAAACCGCAAGCUCUACAUCAUGAAUGUACCUCCACAACGAUGCAACUGCGAAGGGGUGAUCCUGCCACAGGCAAAUGACAUCAAGGGCCGGGAGAGUGAGUUCUGUCCGCGCUGCAAGUGCCGCUACGAGCGCCGCAACACCACCACCAUCCGGGUGCUGGUCAUCCUCAUCAUCUGGGUCAUCUCCCUGCUCUCGGUCUACAUGCUGUUCCUCAUGUGCCUUGACCCGCUGCUCAACCGGCGCAAGGCUGCUGCCUCCGCCUACCAGGAGCAUGUUGACGAGGAGCUCAACCUGAAAAGAAUGUCAUUGGGCAUAAAUGAUAACGAGGAACCCCUUCCGGUACACCAGCAGCGCACCCGUCGCUCGAGCAGCAGUGUGCUCAACAAGGUGGGCCAGCAGCAGGACAAGUGGAAGCGGCAGGUCCAGGAGCAGCGCAGGAACAUCUACGACAAGCACACUAUGCUCAACUGAGCACCUCUCUCCUGGCGACUCGACGAGGUUUCUCUUUCUCGAGAAUGGCCCCCAGCUGGACGGUGCCUAAAUUGUAUACUGAGCCUCGGCUGCUUUUCCUGUCCACUUUCGGGUGUCUGAAGUCCAGAGUACGAUGGAAGCUUGUCAGAUCGGAUAGCUGAUAUGCAAUAAGCAACAAAGAAAAACACCGACCAGAAAAGCUGGUAUACUAUAUGCAUUUCUCAAAGACACAAUGUUUAAAGGGACACUAAAGAGUAAGACCGAUUCAUUUUAGACAAAUAAAGUAUACUUUCAAAAUUCUAUUUCCUUUGAUUUAACGGUAUGUGGUUGAUUACAAAAUGAAAAAAGUUACGGCCAAGCUUUCAACUUGUAUAUUUUACGCCAGAACCCUACACUGAUAGUCUGUGAUGCCAGACUUCAAAGCAUUUUCUUGUAUUUCGGCCUACGUGGUGCGGUCAAAGUUCUCGAAACUCACCAUAUUAAGAAUAUGGCCCUUUUAGAAUCCAAUAUCAAUCCUUCUUUAACCAUAAAGGGAACUAGUCCAGGACAAGGCAUCUUCAAAAUUCGUGACUGCAGAAAUUUCAAGGCGCAGUGCCAUUUCUCUUUUGUUUUUGUCUUUUAUUGCUUAUCAAGCUCCAUCUGAUAGUAAGGGUGGCGUUUUUGGCCUUAGGGAAGCAUUAUGUAUUCAUUAAUACAGCUUAAUUUAUUUUUUCUCUUUAGUGUCCCUGUUGCAAGGAACAGGCACAUGGUAACAAGCGUGCAGUAAAAAUUUUACUGCGCAUCUUUAUCUGAAGUCGCUUCACAUCAGGACUGCAGAAGAUGGGUCUAACUAGAAUGAUGCCAAUUUGCCACUGGUGCACAACAUAUGCAUGAGUCAUUUAAUUUAUGAGUUGUACUUAAAGAAACUGCUUUAUCGCCUCUACCUUCUGCUGUGAAUCAUGCUCCCAUGUGAGAGCAAAAAUAUUAACUUUAAUAGCUUUAUCAGUAGGUGUUUUCCUUCCUUAUAUAUCGGAUAUCUUGUGGACAAGGGGCUGCAGGAGCUGACCGUUAGCAUGCACAUCGUCCUCUCAAGACUGUUGUGCUCGCAAGGAAAUCUUUUCUUUGUGAAUAUAGCCAGGCACAACACGCAGAGUUUAAGUUGUACUGCGCCCGCUGCGCUUUCUUAUUGCCUAAUGUUGUUCUUCCUACCCGCCGUGGUUGCUCAGUGGCUAUGGUGUUGGGCUGCUGAGCACGAGGUCGCGGGAUCGAAUCCCGGCCACGGCGGCCGCAUUUCGAUGGGGGCGAGAUGCGAAAACACCCGUGUGCUUAGAUUUAGGUGCACGUUAAAGAACCCCAGGUGGUCAAAAUUUCCGGAGUCCUCCACUACGGCGUGCCUCAUAAUCAGAAAGUGGUUUUGGCACGUAAAACCCCAAAUAUUAUUAAUGUUGUUCUUCCUGUCCACUAAAUUUGAACACGAGGUACCCAUUACUUUUGGCAAUUAAAAUGCUCUAUUAUCUGCACCUAUACCUUGCACAGAUGUAGCAUUUCAUGGCUCCGGCAAUUUCAUACCAUUUAACAAUUAGACUUGCACAUUUGAGUGCUGUAAUAGUUUCCCAUCUGUUUUGUCCAAAAUAAAUAAGUAGUAUGUGUCGUCUGUGACUAGACGACACAAACUAAAAAAUCUUCCCAAGAAAUAAUUAUUGCAGUGAAAUUGUGGUGCCAUUUGUUGUUGUUGAAUGAAACACUAUACUAUCUGCAUAAAUUCAAACAAACAAAUCUGGGCAUACUGAACCGUACUGCUGUGAUCCUUGCAUUAGAAAGCACUUAUAACACAUGGAAAUUUUUAUCUCUAAUGAGUAGUUCAGAGGUUGUCAAAUGUUUAGUGAUAGUAUAGGUACAGUUGAGCCCCCUUAUAACGAACCUGAGCGUCAUGUGGCAUCCGAUCAUUAUAUCCCAAAUUUCGUAGUCCGUGGACCACAGCUAAAAAAAGAAAAUAGUUCCUAGACAAAACGCGAAAUUUAUACUCUGCAAAAAUCUCCACGAUGCUAGUCUGUUUCUGCAGUGCAGAUCCGACGAGGGUAGUCUCCAGUUUAUUUAAAACAGAAGCGAGCUCUCUGCCAAGGCCUUUGGCAUAGACAGGUUGUCUGAGGCCUUCUGUGUAGCACAUUGCUACAGGCGCACUUACAGGUGCUGGCUCCGAAGUUUCAUCGUCAUCCGACUCCUUUGCGUAGCUGUCGACCCAUACUUCACUAAUGAUGCCCUCGUACAUGCACAGCUCCACUAUGUAAGCAUCAUCAUCAGAAAUAAAAUCAUCCCAGCCAUUGUCAUAGCCUGCCAUGUUGACGUUGAAGAUGCACUGCCACCAAUUGCCAGUGGACUGAUCCUCUUCAGAAGUAUCAGGCUCGCCAUCUACACCGACCAAGCUGGCCUUGUGGAAACGGAUUCACACAUAAGCGGCCAUCACCUCGACCCAGGCUGCCUUCACUGUCUCAAUGGCUCAAUGCAGUGGAAUUCGAAGCGGCAAGCUGGCGGCCGGGUGGUGAACAGUGAUGAGCAAGCACUCCACACUGCUGCGCCUAACGAUGGGCACGUAUUAUGCCCGAAUCAAAGGGUUGCACUUUCAAAGGGCUACUGGGUGGCAGAAAAAGUCGAGUCACUGCCAUCAGAGAAGUUGGCGUGUGGUUUGCUUGGCAGUUGUCAAGCAUGAGCAGCACGCACCUGCCUCUGCAUGUUGCACUGAAACUUGCCCAUCCACUCUGAGAAUAAAUCUUGUGUAAUCCACGCCUUAGUAUGUGCCUGUAGCGCAUGGCACGUAGCUGCGAAAGCAAUGCAACUUUUUUUAUUUUUCCGGUUAGGAAGGUCAUGGGCUGGUCAUUGCCAUCCACAUCAAUCCACAGAAGCGCUGUAACGUGCACUUUGAUAUGUUUGCUGCCAGCUUAUGAGUCGCCUUUCGUGGCGUGCAUUUUGUCCGGCAGCAUAUAGUCAAAUAAUGCAGUUUCAUCUGUGUUAUUUAUACACGUCCUGCUCUGUGUAGCUUGCAAUGAUGGCUUGUUUUGUUGCAAGCCAAGUCAAAACUGCCUCGCCAAAAAUGGAUUUAAAAACAAUCCCAUGGUGCACUUUGAACCGAUGUAGUCAGCCAAUGCCUGGACUUUACAAGUCGGACAAACUUUCCAGGAAUGCGAAGUUCUUGGGUUUUCCCAGCAUUCCACUUAAUGGAAUGUAGCGAUCCCAUGUGUAUGCGAACCACUUGAGCAUAGGUGGCCUUCCACAGGCUCUUUGUCUGCCGAGUCGGCGUUGGAGCUGGCGAUCUUUUCCUUGCUCUUUAUAAUUGCUGAGGUGGUUGAUUUUGACACGUUCUUCAACCACUCUAUUUUCAACACCACGAGACAGUUCCGUCGAAAUUGCUCGCUUCGUUGCCAUGUCCAGCACUUUUUGCUUCGUGACCUCUGCAAGCAUGGCAGGCCUCCCGUCCCCCAUGCUGAAUACAACUCGGAUGCAACUAAAAGCGAUCGCACCACACACGCCGACAGGGAGAACAAAGUGUCGCAAUUGAUGGAGCAGACGAGCAUGUGCGACAAUCAAACAAGGAAGCGUGUGGAGGGGACUGCUUCCCCCUAAGAGUUAGAGAAUGAAAUUCCUGGACUUCAAGCUGGUAGCUGGCACUGUAGUGCACCUGCAGAGACAGGCGAAGGAGUUGCGAGUGAGAAGAGCGGAGUUGCAAGGACAAGCGGGAGGGUGAUCUUGGAAGCACAUGCCGACACUCGUGGACAGCCUGUGUCGGCGAGGAGAGGGUAGCUUGCUUGAGAGGGCACGAAAGGGGUAGUUCGCCAGUGAGGAGGCUUGGGAAAACUGCCUGUAUGCGUCGAGUGGUCGGAGGCCAUUGUUAUCUCAUAUUGCGGCGUCGGGUUUACGCCAUCCCUUUGCUGUAACCAAUUUGCAGGGCUCAAAGAAGUUUGUUGUACAUGCAAUUUUCGUCCAUUGAAAUAAUGUUUAUUUUGACAGUCGCGCAGGUUUCAUUAGUUUUAGGUGGAAGUUCAUCUUAAGUGGGGCCAUUAUAUGAGAGCUCAACACAUUCAAAUAAACCAGCGUAAGUAGUGUUGCUAUUAAUAUUGACAUCUUUGUGUUUCACUUUAUGCCAAUGGUACAUGCUGCACUUCACGUUGCAGUAAGAGAUGGCAACACUCUUCUAUUGUAGCAAAAUUAACUUUUUUGUCUUUCCUCGCUGCACAAGAUUUGUACUUCUGAUUUAGUGUGGGCAGAAAAAAGUACUGGAGCACCCAAAUGGUACUGAUUAAUGCAAAUGAAAUUGUACAUGUCAGCAAAUAUUGUUUCCUUGGUUUCUUACAAAAAAACCUAAGGGAUGAUACCAUUACGUCAUAUGGAAAAUGUACAGUCCAUAAAGAACAUUUUGCAUGUGUGAUUAAACAGUCAAUAUAGGAAAACACAAACAGCAGAACAAAAUGUGUUCUGCAGUUCUUGCAAUUGGUUGACAAGUCAAUAAAACAAUAUGCAAUAAACAGAAAGUAUGCUGACUGUUAAUACUGUCACGUUGCAGUAGUAGUGAAUAAUCAUAUAAUACAAGAAUUAAGUUGUAAAUCCAACUUUUUAUAGUGCAAUCUCUUGCCCUGAAAAACAAGUGGCACUCAAUGUACAGUGAUAGCAGAGUACAGAGUUGUUGCUCAUUGAAAUCUAUGGGUUAAGUGCAUUGGCUGAUUAUUGUGCAUUCCAGCAUAAUUGGUGAUGCUUGCAUAUGUAUGUUCCAGAAUGUACGCCACGAAAUCCGUCUUUCGUAUGCACGCAGUCUGGUUAGACAAGAUUUUUUCUGUUUAGAACCGGCAACAACAUUCAGUGAUGUUUAAAUACACGUAGGUGCAUCUUGCACCAAGUCAUAACAUUUUAACAGUUGUUUGUCACCGGAAAAAUACAAAAUGUGUGCGUUUGCAUACACUUCCACUCGUCAGAAAUAGUUAUUAAGGCUAUUAGUGCAGAUCAUUGUAAUGGCAUGUUGCUUCACAACAUGAGCAAAUUUACUACCUUGAAACGGUAAUCAUCAUUCGAAUAGCAUUAAAAUGGGGGCACAAUGAAAUGCUACAGCUAUGCAAACUUUGAGCACAAUAAAGCUAGUAGACUAGCCAGAAAGGUCAUACACUUUUGGUACUUUUAUUUACUCAGGAUUUGGCACCUUCUUCAAGCACACUUGAAAUAAUCCACGGAAAAGUGCCCUGACUGCAUGUCUGUCUCUGUCAAAAAUGUUGUAUCCGAACACGGUCGCAUGGCCUUUGUGACAACAUCCUGCCAACAUGCAAUCUACAAAGCCAUGUAUCCAUACAUCCUGGUUUUUGAAACUCCCAUGUUGAGUGUAGCAAGGUAUGGGAUCAGGCUAGUUAAUGAUUUGAUGCGAAUUCACAGUGCAGAAACUAAACAAGGACAGUAAGAAUAGCAGGAAGCAGCAGCACUUGUCUUUGUUUACCAUCCCUGUUUAGUAUAUCCAUUGUGAGUUUGCGUUCCAUCUUGAGUUAAUGUAUUUAUUUCUUCAAGUGUGAUAAACUAUGAAAAUGUGCUGCAACCAGUGGCUGAGCAGAAACUGCUGGCCCUAAAAUGGCACAUGUAUUGAAUGUCAACGUGCAGCAAGGUUUUAUUCAGAUGUACAUAGUGCAAGAUGAGUGCUUACGAAGGCGUGAUAGACGAGUCCACAUUUUUUAUGUUACUCUCGAACCUUGUUAAUAACGAAGCCACAGCUGACAGAAAUACUUUGUUAUAUUCAAUAUUUGUGAUAAGCAUAUACACAGUUGUGAAAAAAAAUCCAGGUUUUAGAUUUACUUUGUUAUGUAUGAAAAUUAAUUAUAUCAAGAUCUGACUGUAUCUAGUAUUUCAACAUAUUUCAAAAUUUCUAAGUCAGCUGCACAUAUCUGAAGCAGUUUCUCUUUCUACCUGUAAGCACUGAUGCCUGUGAAGUAAAUGUGGUAAAAAAAAUAAAUGCUGAAAAAGAAAGCAA
Dermacentor albipictus is the source of this 6669-nucleotide messenger RNA. RefSeq lists its product as uncharacterized. NCBI's taxonomy places the organism in Eukaryota, Metazoa, Arthropoda, Arachnida, Ixodida, Ixodidae. Gene Ontology annotation, cellular component: lysosomal membrane. The record is from RefSeq and is a predicted model, not a curated record.